UCGGGCCGGUUCAAUACUUGUUUUUUUUGGAACCGUCCUUGAAUUCUUCCCCAAAUCUGCAAAUCUCCCCGCCAUGGCCUCCCCGACCUCCUCCGCCGCCGUCGCCGCCUCCGCCACCGCUUCUGCCUCCUUGGCUCCUCCCGCCUCCGAUCCACCGUCCUCCUCCUCCCAUCCCCUCCCUCAACCGCGUCCCUACGCCUCCCCGACCCUCCGCCCUCCUCCACACUUCUCUCCCCAGCCCCCCCUCGGCAAACCCCUGAACCCUCCCCCUCCCCCUCCCACCCAGGGCUUCCUAUACCACCACCGCGCUGCCUUCCCCAGGCGCCCCUCCGUUCGCCCCUCGCAGGCCGCAGCCGCUGUGAUGGCGUUUGCUGCCUCUCCUCAAGCGAGGCCCUUCGUGUACGGCCCCGCCGAUCCGAUGGUCACACAGAUGCACGUGCCCGUCCACCAUUUGAGGCCGCCUACGGCACCGUUGUCUCCGUUGAUGGUCCCCCGGACUGCCGUCGCGCCCGCCGGCCCUACUAAGAGCGUUCGGUCAGGGGCUCAUCAAAAGGUUACGCCACAUCCUUCAGUGCCUUCAACAGCAGACGACAAGAAUUUUAGGAAGAGGGAAAGGAGCAGGGAAGAUGAUACCGUGGUGAUUAAUGAUCGUAAAGUCAAAUUACUGGAUGGUUGCUCAUCCUCCCUUUAUUCUCUUUGCCGAUCAUGGGUGCAGAAUGGCCAGCCUCUUGAAAUUCAGGUUUUGACAAACUUUGGAGACGCUGAGAAGCUUCUUCCAAGACCUUUGCCUGCCUCUAUGGUUGAUUCUGAGGUGAAUUCACUACACGAAAAUGAUACUGAAGCUGAUGAUGCCAAGGAGGACGAGCUUGGUGGCUCUAUCGAGGAGUUACCUAUGGAGGAUUUGCUACAGAGAUAUGUAAAACAUGCCAAAAGUGUUCGGGCACGAAUGCGGAAAGAGCGACUUCGGAGGAUUCAACGGUGCAAACAGAGACUCGCCCUGCUUCUUCCUCCACCAAGUGAGCUUGGUAAAAAUGAAACUACUCCGUGAAAAACAGUUCAUUUCUCAAAAUCCAGAGAGCUGUUCGAUGUCGAAGAAAUGUGGCAAUGUAUGUUUAUUGAGCCUUAAGUUUGCUGUGUAAUAUGGAUCGCAAUUGUUCAUGUGCUGGAGUUCAAAACUUGGCAUUUUACUUAUCGAUUUUGUUCAAACUUGAGUUUCUUUUCAAACAUUGUUCUUCAAUCGAAGGAGGUGUAGAAGGAUCGUCCAAAGAUGAGCGAGAAAAUUGCUGCUUUGAAUGACGACGAACAUUUGGGGAUUGGGUCCGAACCAAAGCCAGCAAACCUAAAUCCAAGAGCGAAGUAAAUCGCGACUCCAGAAAUGAAACUAACCGACAGGAUCAAGCAGUGAGCACGACGGCACCACCAGCAGCCUUGAUCUUCUUCUCAGCGAUGGGGCAGUCCGGCGGCAACUUCACUUUGCCGAGGACCUUGAAGUAGCCAAACUGAGUGACAUCGAUGAGCGGGUAUUGGCGCGGUGGCCAUCCUUGGAGGCGGUGUCCUUGACGUCGGCGUCAGAUACGAUCGAUCAGAAGCGAUCGACGUCGACGAUGGGGCAGUGGUAUUUGUUGCGGAGGAGGCGGAAGUGGCGCAUGCCGACUUUGCCGAAGUACCCCGGGUGGUAUUUUUCGAAGAGGAUGCGGUGAUGGUGCAUGCCUCCGGCGUUUCAGCGACCACCGGGAUGCUUUCGGUGCUUCCAGACGCGGCCAUGCCCGUUCUUGAGGCGGGUCGUCAUCGCGGGCCGCCCGCCUCCUUCUCCUCUAGGGUUAGGAUUUCUAUAUAGCGGAACAGAGGGCAGGAAACGGGUCCAAGCCCAGCAUUAUAUUGAGCGGUAAGGAUUGACUACCAAGUUAAUGGACGGCUGAGAAUGUCUGAUGCAGCUGUGCAGCAGGAAAUUAGUUCUCGAAAGCUUCACCAAAUGAGCUCUCCCACUCCAGUCGCAGCUCUCUGUUCUCGUGCUAGAUUUCGCCAUCUACACCGCCAAAAAUCGCUCCUUUUUCUCGCGGUGGAACUGCUGGAUGCAAAGGACGUUAAGCUCACAUUGGAGCCAGAGGGCCAUUUCUACUUCUCUGCUACCACUGGAGCUCGAUUUUGAGUUGUUCGAUAAGGUUGAUUUAGAUGAGAGCAAGGCUACUGUUGGUUUGAGGAUCAUAUGGUAUCUCAUCACGAAAACUGAGAAGAAAUGAUGGAGCCCGUUGUUAAAGCAGCAAGGGAAGACUCCUGUUUAUUUGAAAGUUGAUUGGGAUAAGUGGAUUGAUGAAGAUGAUGAGGUUGGGGAUAUGAAACUUGAGGACAUGGAUUUCUCGAAGUCGAAUAUGGGCAGCGCGGAUGAUGAGCUUGAUUGUGAUGAAGAUAAUGAGUUGACUGAUACUGUUGAUAAGGAUGAAGGUUAGUCUGGUGAGAAGGGAUGAGAGAAAAUCUAACUCCAUUAGUACAGGUACUGAUUUAAUGCUCCGGGAUCAUUUAGAGGCCGAAUAGCGGUUCGAAAUGGCAUUCCCAGUUUGACGAAGAGGCGAGCGAUGGCACCUCAGUGGUGAUUUUGGUACGCUACUUGAAGCUUUCCCCAUUUCACCACGAGGCAGUGGUUGUUUGACUGCAAACUUGGGAUCUUGCAAUCGCUCCAGAGUUGACAAGACUUCGGACAUUGGUGGUCUGAGCUGGGCUCUAUCGGCAGUGCACCUCGAAGCAAGCAACGCAAGAGCAUCAGCUGCUUUCUUCGGAUAUUUACCUUCCAGCUUUGGGUCGAUGAUUCUGUGCAGUUUUAGCAUGUUCAACCAAGGUCUCAAAGAGCUCACCAGAGUCUGCUCUGAGACUGCUUUUGUUCUGUCCAGGGCUUUUCGUCCUGAUAGAAGCUCCAACAGUACAACUCCGAAGCUAUAGACAUCGGCUUUCGCAGACAGUUUACCUGCAGAUUUGUUAACCAGGAUACCUGUUGCAAGAUACUCUGGAGCUGCAUAUCCUUGAGUUCCCAUGAUUCGAGUGGAGACGUGAGUUAAAUCCCCAGUUGGACCAGCUUUUGCGAGACCGAAAUCUGAAAGCUUGGGAUUGAAAUCCUACAUCACAUGAAUACAAUAUAAGCUGGAAAGCCUACAACCCAAUUUAUUGAAUGCUUUUUCCGGUGGCAGAUUCUUCGCAAAUACCUGAUCGAGGAGUAUGUUAGAUGCCUUAACAUCUCGAUAUAUUACUUGAGAAUCUGGAUUAUGCAAAAAUGAAAGUCCCCUUGCUGCACCAACUGCGACUUUGAUUCUUGUUGCCCAAUCUAGUGGCUGAACACUUCCUAAAAAGCAAAUCAAACCACAGAUGGUUCUCCAAGCUGCCUCUCGCCAUGUAUUCAUAGACUAGCAGUCGAUUCUCGCCCUCAGAGCAGUAGCCAAUCAGCUUGACCAAAUUUGGAUGCUGAAGCUGACCAAGAUAGUUAACCUCGGUCUGCGAUUACUAGUCGUCGUCUUGUGGCGGUGAGAGUCUGUUCAUCUAGCCAACCUUUGUAAACACAACCAAAUCCACCUUCGCCGAUGAGAUUAUCCGGGCGGAAGUUUCUAGUAGCACUCUUCAGCUCAUUCAAAGUGAAGGCCUUUGAGCUCGAGGCGAGUAAGAUUUCAUCCUCGGUUCUCUGCAAGUUAGUGUUUUCACCAUAUGAAGGCAUGGUGAAAGUUGAGGCGGUGGAACAAGUUGCCAAAGAUGAAGAAGGAACUGAAGAUGAGCUUGUUCUACUGGCAACAACUUUGGAAGGCUCUGUCAUGUAGAUGCAGAUUAAUGUAAGGUAAGAAUCAAAAACUACUAUUAAACAUGAUUAAUGUGAGUCUAUUUAAAUGAUGGAACAAGUUGCCAAAGAUGAAGAAGGAACUGAAGAUGAGCUUGUUCUACUGGCAACAACUUUGGAAGGCUCUGUCAUGUAGAUGCAGAUUAAUGUAAGGUAAGAAUCAAAAACUACUAUUAAACAUGAUUAAUGUGAGUCUAUUUAAAUGAUGGAACAAGUUGCCAAAGAUGAAGAAGGAACUGAAGAUGAGCUUGUUCUACUGGCAACAACUUUGGAAGGUUCUGUCAUGUAGAUGCAGAUUAAUGUAAGGAGCUUCGAUAAGACCAAAAUUCAAGUAACAAAACCUAGAAAUUCCAUUUUCCCUUUCUAAAGAAA
Messenger RNA from Zingiber officinale, 4186 nucleotides. RefSeq names its product wiskott-Aldrich syndrome protein family member 1-like. Gene Ontology annotation, cellular component: transcription repressor complex. The transcript has 16 exons. Bases 74 to 1048 code for a protein of 324 amino acids. The record is from RefSeq and is a predicted model, not a curated record. Lineage: Eukaryota; Viridiplantae; Streptophyta; Magnoliopsida; Zingiberales; Zingiberaceae.